Molecule: messenger RNA, 1980 nt
Organism: Candoia aspera
Lineage: Eukaryota; Metazoa; Chordata; Lepidosauria; Squamata; Candoiidae
Gene: HYAL1
Product: hyaluronidase 1
Exons: 3
Coding region: 1-1320 (439 amino acids)
Biological process (GO): carbohydrate metabolic process; hyaluronan catabolic process
Cellular component (GO): cytoplasmic vesicle
Molecular function (GO): hyalurononglucosaminidase activity
Source: RefSeq, a predicted model, not a curated record
AUGGAGAUGAGUAUGGAAUGCUUGACUUUGUGGGUCUACUUACUAAAUGCUUUUCUAAUGGCUUGGAAUCAUGACAUGACCGAAGGAGCCCAAGCAAUACUGGGCCAUCCAUUCAUCUCAGUUUGGAAUGCACCAACUCAGAUAUGCCAAGAUAAAUAUGGAAUAUCCCUUGACUUGAGGAUUUUUGAUCUAAUUGUCAACCAGCACGACUCAUUUAUGGGGAAAGACAUUACUCUUUUCUACAGUAACAGAUUUGGAUAUUAUCCGUAUUACACUAAGGAUGGAGUUGCCAUCCAUGGUGGUCUCCCUCAAAAUGCUAGCCUAAAAGAUAAUCUCCAGAAGAUUGAACAAGACAUUAAGAACACCAUUUUGGAUGCUGGCUACAGAGGUCUGGCAGUUGUGGACUGGGAACACUGGCGUCCCUUAUGGAUUCGGAACUGGGGCUCCAUGAAAAUCUAUCAGGAUAAAUCCAUAGAGUUAGUUAAGGAGCAGUACCCUGAUUGGCCUGCUGACAAGGUGAUCAAAGAAGCCCAGUUAGAGUUUCAGCAAUCUGCUCAGGCAUUCAUAGAGCAGACAUUGGCCCAUAGUGAAACCCUGAGACCUAAGGGUUUCUGGGGCUUUUAUGGCUUCCCUGACUGCUAUAACAAUGACUAUUACUCUGUCAAUUAUACCGGGGAAUGUCCAGAAAUUGAGAAACAGAGGAACAACGAGUUGCAGUGGCUCUGGAACCAAAGCCGGGCUCUCUAUCCCAGCGUUUACCUCCCACAAGAGCUCAGACAGACUCACAGAACUCUUGAAUUUGUCCAUCAUCGAAUCCAGGAGGCAUUCAGGGUUUUGAACUGGACACAGAAUGACAUCCCUGUCUUACCUUAUGCUACCAUUGUAUAUGAGUUUACUCAAAACUUCAUCACGCAGGAGGACCUGGUCCAUACCAUUGGUGAGAGUGCUUCUCAAGGUGCUGCUGGAGUUAUCUUGUGGGGUAGUACAAAUUUCAGUCAUUCUUGGGAAGCCUGCCUUCAAGUGAAGGAGUAUGUGGACACAGUCCUUGGCCCAUACAUUAUGAAUGUGACCGUUAGCACUAAGCUGUGUAGUGAAGUACUCUGCUCAAAGAAUGGCCGCUGUGUGCGGCAAGAAAACCACCCCAAAGCCUUCUUGCAUCUCAGUUCUGCCAGCUUCAUUAUUAAGAAGCAUAAUGUGGACACAGGUUUUAUUCUGACUGGCCAGAUGUCAACGGAAGAUCAAGUCAAGAUGGCCCAAGAAUUCACAUGUCACUGUUACGAUGGCUGGAAAGGAUCGCAAUGUAAGAAGAAGUCAAUCUAGAAUGAGUUAUUCAGUCCAGAGUUUCAUGGUAUAUAAUACAUGUCAACAAGAAAAGCUGAACCUGCAGAAUUAGUCUGUAUAAAAUUAAUAUAUAUAUUCAUAUAUAUUGUACAUUAGAUUGAUGGUUUGACAAAUUGUAGGCUACAUUACUUUCAGCCAUGCUGGUUCAGAAUUCUGGGAGCUGCAGUCCCAUCCUAUAUGAAGGGCACAGGUGGAUGAAAGUUGGGCUUCAUCUUUUUGCAAUGAUACUAAAAGGCAUUGGCGAACCAGUCUGAUUUUCCCCUUUCUGUAGGGUGCAAGCAGAAAUCCUUCUAGAAGUGGUCUUAGUGGUUAUCUGCAUUCUCUUUGCUUGUGUACAUAAUACAGUUCAGCCUUACAGCAUAAAAAAAGUUGGCAUGCUUUUUCUUUUGAUCAUGAUAUGAAUAUAUACAGUAAGCAUGCUUUUCUUAUGUAUGUAUUGCAUUUGCUUUCAUUUCCAUCUGGAGAACUAACAUCAGGUCAGUUACAUCUUUGUGUUGACAUGUGCUGAUGCAUGCAUAGGGAUGCAUACUUAGGAUAGAAGAUACACUUCAUGUCCUCAUGAGACCUGUAGUCUAUUCUCAUGUAUGACAGCACUGUAACCCAUCAAUUGCCUUUAAAAUAAAUGGAAAUGCUCCUGCA